AUACUAAUUGUUCUCUAUCGUAUUUGGUUUUCUUUCUUUAACCUCAAGCGACUUGAAUAUUUAUCCAAUCUUCAUCUCAAUCAAACUAUGAGUAUCGUAAUUAAGAUAUGUGAAGAUUGGAUGGGUGGAGUCUUUCAGAAAAUAUAAAUUCAAAAUAGUAAUCGAUACUUUUCCACAAAAUAAAUAUUCCUGUAUAACAUUGCGGAUUUACUUCCUAAAAUAUACAGAGAGUUGAACAGCUUAUGCCCAGGGAUGCUUCGAGGUGUGAUUCGAUCUAUUCAAUUUCUAUAUAUAUAUCAAAUAGCAUCUCCCUUCUAAUUUUCGUUUUAUUCUUCGAUAUACUAUCAACCUCAUACAUCAAUAUUUUAAAAUGACUACCAACUCUGGCAUACGUUGGCCAAAACAAAUCAAAGGUCUAUUAGAUUAUAUCUAUAUCGAUUUAGGCACCGGAGAUCUUCGCAUGGCCUAUAGUAUCGAAGGCGGCGAAGAUUGCAGAGAAAUCGGAAACUAUCCUGGAGCGCAAGCAGGUACCCCAUCUCUUGUUUCUCAAGCGCCAACAAACAUUAUAUACGAACCCAAUGGCGAUGAACCAGCCAAACCCGUGGCAUUUGGUUACACUAAACCACGCCGUCGUCAAAAACUUGUAUCUGGAGUGAAGAUUGCCCUUCUACCAGAUCCCGAAAGCUAUGGUUAUGCCUAUGCUGCUCUGGUUGAUGCAGCGGAUGAUCUCCACCUGAGAUCUGUGCAGCAGAUCCUAGAAGACUUCUUGAGGUUCGCCAUCGAGCAUGCGAUCAAGGAAUGCGGUGGGCAGCAGCCUACAAAAGGCUGGGUAUUUUCAGUGCCUCAGUAUUACAAGAUUGAGGAAGUGCAGAACUUUCGAGCAUUGAUUCAAAGAGCAGGUUGUCUUGGCAAUAUACAUAUCCAUGGUGAAAGCGAUUGUGUUGCUUAUGCAAAUCUGUCAACAAUCGAGGAUAUCAUCAGCGAUGCUAAAGAGAGUGUCUUUAAGAAAAAGCAGAACUAUACCAUCGCAGUUGGGAUAUUUGAUCUUGGAGCUGGUACAACUGUGAGUGAUCUGGUUCAAAUAGAAGUGGAUUGACUAACCUAUGAUAAAUAGGAUAUAACCACCUCCGAAAUCUGCUUCAAACAUGAUGGAGGACCACCUGCGAUCAACGAAUUGAGUGCCCCUUUAGGUAUAGUAUAUAACCAAAACCAUAUAUCUAAUGCUGAUAAUGAUACUAUAGGCUUUGCGAUUGGAGGGGAUUCAUUUGAUGGACGAUUCAUUGAUCUCUUGCGUGCCAAACUCGACAUCAAUAUGACUCCAGAUAAGGAGCAUGCCUUCUUUAACGCGUUUGUGAAUCAUUUCCAUCUACAAUCAAAGCCACAAUGGACAACAGAUUUUGAGGAUGAAGAAUAUCCAUUCAGUGUACCGUAUGGCAAAGAUCAAUUUGUAUUAACAGAGUGAGUUUAUCGUCAGCCUUCUCUAAUGUGAUCUUCAGCUGCUAACUCAAUAACAAGGGAGGAUAUGACUUAUAUUAUGGAACCACCAAUUGAUGAAAUUUGCCGACGCGUCGGCGAGCAUCUUGCUCAAAUAAUUAGACCUUUGGACCUUGUUGUAAUCUCGGGAGGGAAUUCCGAGGUGCCUGGUAUGGUAAAUAAGUUGUGCGCUAUGCUUAAAGGAAAGAAUAUCAUUAACGAUGAUGAAAAAGUAAUUCAUUUGGUAGGACAGUCAUUGUAAGUACCAAUUCAACGCGAGGGGAAUUUCGGAUUGAAAGAAGCUAAUCUAGAAACACUUGUAGGAACGCGGUAGUUCACGGUCUGCAUUACUGGAUCAAUCAUCCCCAACUAGUCAGAGGUCGAUAUGCUUGUAUGACUCUGGCUCGAGUGGUCAAACGUCAUCGCAAAGAGCUUGCAGAGCGAAUUAAGGUGCCUGCUGAGGAUGCAAAAUUACCCAAAUUCUAUGAUUGUGCCGAAAGGAUCAUGACUGAGGUAAUCAUAUCUAUGGAAGAUUGAGUACGAUUAUUGACUAAUGACUUUCUAGGGAAUCCUUGUUCCAGAUGGCAUUCAGACUGUUGAUAUCUACUUUGAUAUUGAUAUAAAUGCCAAAAAUUUGAACCUACUUCCUAUCGAUAUAUGCAUUCCAAACAGAGAUGCCGAAACUUACACUUCUAAAACCGGUCUCUGGAAUUUUGCAUCCGAAUGUAGGACUAUAGGUGCUCUUCAUCUAAAAUCAACAAUAACGAAUAUCGAUAUUGGUGCACUUAGAAAAGUUGCUACAAAGGGUUUGCGUCGACUCUGGCUUCGUUUAAGUAUCGAAGUUGAUAUUGAUAUCAACGUUGUAGUAUCCUGGAGACCCGACGGACGUAAGCUUAAAGAAGACACGGAAUUCUGUUCAACCAAAUUAACUUUGGAAAGUGUGAAUCUAUCUGGUCAAAGAUUAGUGAAUGAGUUUCGUGCUCCAAUACAGCAACGAGAGAGCCCUAAUUCAAACAUUACCAACGAUACCUUGCCGAGUUAUCUCCAGAUGUUAAAGGCUGUUGGUGGAAUGAAGACUCAUUCGAACAAUUUAUUUUCAACAAGCAUUCCUCCUCAUUAGGUAAGUGAGUUUUUAUAUGAGGGUUUCAAUAGAAAUUAUUAACAUUGGUAGAUUCCUAUCAUUCUGAACAUUGUGUACACUUUGCUGCUUGGUGUUACGUCGGACUCCACAAGCCCAAUAUCACGAGAUCUGAUCACGUGACGGACCCUACAUAAUAUGCACGAAAAGUAAAGGUCCAAUAUAUCCCUAGGUCCAGGAGCUUUCGGGGUCCUGAAGGUCUAUAUAAUCAGGAUGAAUCUCUUAUUGUAGAGCUUC
Molecule: messenger RNA, 2848 nt
Organism: Sclerotinia trifoliorum
Lineage: Eukaryota; Fungi; Ascomycota; Leotiomycetes; Helotiales; Sclerotiniaceae
Source: the annotation of a GenBank genome assembly